Molecule: messenger RNA, 747 nt
Organism: Neoarthrinium moseri
Lineage: Eukaryota; Fungi; Ascomycota; Sordariomycetes; Amphisphaeriales; Apiosporaceae
Exons: 2
Coding region: 1-747 (248 amino acids)
Biological process (GO): tetrahydrofolate interconversion; folic acid-containing compound biosynthetic process
Cellular component (GO): mitochondrion
Molecular function (GO): 5-formyltetrahydrofolate cyclo-ligase activity
Source: RefSeq, a predicted model, not a curated record
AUGAACUCCUCGACCCUCAGCGCCGCCAAGAACCGGCUCCGCGCAGUGAUCAAGCAGAGGCUCACGAGUAUCCCACACGACUCCGUCACGUCGCAAAGUGCCCAGGUAUUUCGGUCUCUAUCAAGAUUUGAGCCCUACGUCAAUGCCAAGCGCAUUGCCGUCUACCUAUCCAUGCCCAAUGGCGAGAUCCAGACGGAUCCCAUAGUCAGACAUGCCCUCUCGUCCGGGAAGCAGGUCUUCGUUCCCUACCUCCACAAGUCCGGCCUGCCUCCCGGCGAUGGCCCGGCCCGGCUCAUGGACAUGGUGAGUUUGAAGAGCAUAGCCGACUACGAAUCCCUCCAGCGGGACAAAUGGGGCAUCCCCAGCGUUGAUCCGGGGACAGUCGACCAGAGAGUGCGAAGCGUGGGAGAACUGGAGGGGAAGCCAACUGAGGACGCUCCACUGGACCUGAUCCUCAUGCCUGGGGUCGCCUUCGAUACGGAUCCCGAAUCAGGGGCGAUCCGGAGGCUGGGUCACGGCAAGGGCUUCUAUGACUACUUUCUUCACCGAUACGCACUGAGGGCGACCGAGGGCCAGAAAGCUUCCGACGGCCAUCCGGCUGUAUUGCUCUAUGCUCUAGCUCUGCGGGAACAGUUCCUCCCAGCCUCGUCAGAAGAAUCGGUCCCAGUUGGACCCCAUGACCAGCCCAUAGACGGCCUCUUCCUCGGGGAUGGCGAGUUCAAGCACUCGUCAACACACGCAGCCUAG